This is a messenger RNA of Marmota flaviventris (yellow-bellied marmot), 4814 nucleotides long. It is a transcript of the gene Pask, whose product is annotated as PAS domain containing serine/threonine kinase. Gene Ontology annotation, molecular function: protein serine/threonine kinase activity; ATP binding. Lineage: Eukaryota; Metazoa; Chordata; Mammalia; Rodentia; Sciuridae. Gene Ontology annotation, cellular component: cytoplasm; cytosol; nucleus. Gene Ontology annotation, biological process: regulation of DNA-templated transcription; intracellular signal transduction; negative regulation of glycogen biosynthetic process. The record is from RefSeq and is a predicted model, not a curated record.
UGUGAAGGGCCUUUGGCGGUGUGAUCCUCGUCGACCCAGGUGAGAAUUAUUAGAGGAGGGAGCUUAGUGCCUGUCCCACCUGCUACCAUGGAAGCCAGAGGCUUGCUGGCCUUCGAUGAUGACCGGAGAUGCCUGUCUGGGAGCCUACCUGUGCCAGUGCCCGCUGAGGGCCCAGCUGCAGAGGCUGCCUCUGGGUCCAGCAAGCCAUUCUCCUCAGCCCACAGACACCUGAGCAGGAAGAACGGGCUUUCUAAGCUCUGCCAGAGCAGAAUAGCGCUUUCUGAAGACAGAUGGAGCUCCUACUGCCUCUCAUCACUAGCUGCCCAGAACAUCUGCACAAGCAAGCUGCGCUGCCCUCUGGCGCCUGAGCUCGUGGAUGCCGCUGGGUCCCUGGGCAGUGCGUCCUGCUGCUCCCUGCUGCGUGGCUUGUCUGCCGGGAGCACUGCACCCCCGUUCCCAGCCCCCGUGUGCAACCCUAACAAGGCUGUCUUCACUGUGGACGCCAAGACCACAGAGAUCCUGGUUGCUAAUGACAAAGCUUGCAGUCUCCUGGGGUACAGUAGCCAGGACCUGAUUGGCCAAAAGCUGGCACAGUUCUUCCUGAAGUCGGACUCCGCUGUGGUGGAAGCCCUCAGCCAGGAGCAUGUGGAAGCGGAUGGCCACGCCGCCGUAGUGUUCAGCACAGUGGUGGACAUCGUCAGCCGCAGUGGGGAGAAGAUUCCAGUCUCUGUGUGGAUGAAGAGAGUGCGGCAGGAGCGUGGCCUGUGCUGUGUGGUGGUCCUGGAGCCUGUGGAGAGGGUCUCAGCCUGGGUCGCCUUCCAGAGUGACGGAACCAUCACGGCCUGUGACAGCCUCUUCGCUCAUCUCCAUGGCUUUGCCUCGGGUGAGGAUGUGGUUGGACAGCAUCUCCCAGACCUCAUUCCAUCUGUGCAGCUCCCUCCUCCUGGCCAGCCUGUGCCAAAGAGUCUGAAGAUCCAGAGGUCUGUUGGCAGAGCCAGGGAUGGCACCACCUUCCCUCUGAGCCUAAAGCUGAAGGCCAAGCCCAGUGACCCGGAGGUGGCCAGCAGCAAGGAGGCCCCCGAGCUGGACUACUGGGCAUCAGUCUGGGUGUUCUGCACCAUCAGUGGGCUUGUGACCCUUCUGCCGGAUGGCACCAUCUACGGCAUCAACCACAGCUUUGCGCUGACGCUGUUUGGUUAUGGAAGGACAGAGCUCCUGGGCAAGAAUAUCACUUUCCUGAUUCCUGGUUUCUACCACUACAUGGACCUUGCCUGUGACAGUUCUUCACAGCUACCAGACCUGGCCGACUGCCUGGACAUCCACAGUGAGAGCAGGCUUGGGCAGAUGAGCUGGGACCCCGGCAGCGGAGCCCAGGAUCUGAAGGUGAACGUGGUACGUGCUGGUGACCGCCUGCUGCCACAAGAGGAGCCCCUGCAGCUGGCAAGAAGCCAAGACAUCUCCCCUACUCAGACACAGCAGGAAGUAGGAGCCUGGCUCCCUUCCUCCUCGUCGGAGCCCUCACCGGGGGUAGACAGUGUCCCUGAGGGAAGCCCGCCCGCCCCCCACGGAGAACAGUCAUCAUCCACGGACCAGCAAAGUGUCCCUGAGGGAAGCCCUCCAGCCCACAGGGAACAGUUGUCACCCAGGGACCAGCAAAGUGUCACUGAGGGAAGCCCACCAGCUCACAGGGAACAUUUGGCACCCAGGGACCAGCAAAGUGUCCCCAAGGGAAGCCCUCCAGCCCACGGGGAACAGUUGUCACCCAGGGACCAGCAAAGUGUCCCCAAGGAAAAUCCUUCAGCCCAUGGGGAACAGUUGUCACCUAUGGACCAGCAAAGUGUCCCCAAGGAAAAUCCUUCAGCCCAUGGGGAACAGUUGUCAUCUAUGGACCAGCAAAGUGUCACUGAGGGAAGCCCGCCAGCUCAUGGGGAACAGUCGUCGUCCGUGGACCAGCAAAGUGUCCCCGAGGGAAGCCCGCCAGCCCAUAGUGAACAGUCACUGCCUGAGAACCAGCAGAGUACCUCAGAGGAAAGCUCCGUGACCCAUGGUGAGUCUUCGUUGCUCCAGGACCAGCAAGAUGCCCCAGAAGGGAGCCCACCAGCCCAAGAUGACCAGUCACUGGUCACAGACCAGGAAUGUGCUGCCUUGGGGAAAGAGGAGCCUGCAGCAACAGAGGACCCCAGGCAGGGUCCCCUGGAAGAAAGCAGGUCUGAACCAGUGGAUACAAAAUCCUGGGCUUUGUGUGAGGGUUCUGAGCCUGCAGGCCCUGCUGAGGACAGGGACAGUGGCCCGAGUCUGGAGGCCCAGCAGGAGCUGAUCGGUGUCCUCAGCCCUAGCCCUUGGACUGAUCCUGCCAGACUCCAGGCCCAAACUGUAGGACAGCUGGCAACGGGGGGCCUCCUGAUGCACUGCCCUCUCUAUAGUAGCAAGUGGGCCCUACGGCAGCUGGCUCCCAGCCCCUCAGGGAGGGCAAGUGUCUCCUUUGGGACGCCCACUCUGGAUGAGCCUUGGCUGGGGGCACAGGACAACCGAGAGGAGCUGCAGACUUGCUUGACAGAGGAGAGGCUGCCUAAGCUGAGCUGCACAGGGCCUCUGGGCCUCUCCUGCCGUGAGCAGGUCCCAGCAGAGCACCCACCCUCCGCCCCAAUGUCCUUCUGCGAUCUUGGAGGCAGAGACCUUCACAGCAGCCACUUGGGCAGCUCCUCGGCCUGCUAUGCCUUGGCCACUGACCUUCCUGGUGUCCUAGAGGUGGUGGAGGCCCAGGAGGCCCAGGAGGCCGAUGUGAAUUCUUAUUCCUGGAACCUAAAGGAGCUCUUCCUCAGCGACUUGGCGGAACGAGCUUCAUCCAGCUGCUCCUGUGCCACAUCUGAACUCAGUGAGACACCUUCUCCUGUGGUGGUGGACUCUGAUGAGGAUGUGGGCCAUCUCCAUAGGCAGAGACCAGAUAUCCUGGGGGACAGGGAACUGUUGCUAUUGGCUGGCACCUACUUUGACCCUGGUGAUGGCCUGCAGUUCCAGGAAAGCCAUCUAGGACACGAUCAGACAGAACCCUCUGAGAUUUGUUUGGUGUCCUCUGAACAUCACAAAGCACAUGACAUGGAGAGCCCGGACUACAUCCUUCCCACACUGGAUGUGAGCCCUGAGCAUACGUUCCCGUCAGCAGAGGACCCAAGGCUAAGCGCUCAGGUCACUUCCACACCCGUGGCACCCAGGGCUACCAGCCUGCAGCAGCAGAUCCAGGAGGGCACCUACUCUGGGAGCUGCUACCACCGAGACGGACUGCGGCUGAGUAUCCAGUUUGAAGUGAAACGCGUGGAGCUCCAGGGCUCUGCAACCCUGUUCUGCUGCUGGCUGGUGAAGAACCUCUUGCAGAGCCACCGCAACUCAGCCACCAGGACCCGCCUGCUCAUCGCCAGCCUGCCCAGCUCCACCCACUCCAUGAGCGAGCUCCCUGGACCCAGCCUCGGGGAGAUGCUCAGAGCCAAGCCCUGGUUUGAGGAGAGCCCCACACCCGUGGAGCUGGCAGAGCUGGCCGCCUGUGAGGGGGAGUACUCCCACAAGUACAGCACCCUCAGCCCGAUUGGAAGUGGGGCCUUUGGGUUUGUCUGGACCGCAGUGGAUAAGGCGCAAAACAAGGAGGUGGUGGUGAAGUUCAUUAAGAAGGAGAAGAUUUUGGAAGACUGUUGGGUGGAGGACCCCAAACUUGGAAAAGUCACUCUGGAGAUCGCGAUUCUCUCCAGAGUGGAGCAUGCCAACAUCAUCAAGGUGCUGGACGUGUUUGAAAACCAGGGCUUCUUCCAGCUGGUAAUGGAGAAGCAUGGCUCUGGCCUGGACCUCUUUGCUUUCAUUGACCAUCACCCUAGCCUGGAUGAGCCCCUGGCAAGCUACAUCUUCCGGCAGCUGGUGUCAGCAGUGAGUUACCUGCGCUCAAAGGGCAUCGUGCAUCGGGAUAUCAAGGAUGAGAACAUUGUGAUCGCGGAGGACUUCACUAUCAAGUUGAUCGACUUUGGAUCGGCUGCCUACUUGGAAAGGGGCAAAUUGUUUUACACCUUCUGUGGAACGAUCGAGUACUGUGCUCCUGAGGUUCUCAUGGGGAAUCCCUACACAGGUCCAGAGCUGGAGAUGUGGUCUCUGGGGGUCACACUGUACACACUGGUCUUCGAGGAGAACCCCUUCUGUGAAGUGGAGGAGACCGUGGAGGCAGCUAUACACCCCCCACGCCCUGUUUCCCAGGCACUCAUGAGCCUUGUGUCUGGGCUGUUGCAGCCUGCCCCCGAGCAGCGCACCACUCUGGAGAAGCUGGUGAUGGAUCCGUGGGUAACACAGCCUGUGAAUCUGGCUGCUUACACCUGGGAAGAGGUGUGUCGAAUAAGCCAGCCAGAGAGCAGCCUCCUGUCCACUGCAAGUUUGGAGCUGGGCAACAGGAGCCUGAGCGACGUGCCUCGGGCUCGGGGGCUCUGCAGGCUUCCUGCCUCUAGCGAGUCCCCCAGUGGCCAGUGCUGCUUGUGUCCUGAGGACCCCUCCCCACCAGUGGGCUGAACACACACACUUCCUGCUGCUCUUCUUCACUCAGGUUGGAGAAUCAUAGAUUUCAGGUCCUGUCUACUUAAAAGAAAGUAAAUUCUCAAGAAUGGAGCCCAAUUUACCUUCUAAAAGCCCACAUACAACUGGGCAAGUGCCACAAUGGGAGCAGGUGUGACCGUUUUCUUAGGUUUAUAAAGUAAACUUGGAGUCCGUGUUUUUUUGUGACCCUGAGAAAGCAUUGUAAUGCACAAUUACUUUAUUAAAGUUCUUUUAUUUGUGAGCUUAUAGAG